ACCCCAGGCCCAAGCCAUUAAAAUUUUGUUUUAUUUUUUUGACCGUUGACUGUACAUACUAUCCUCCAUUACUUUUAUUUGUAAUUUUUUUUAAUAAUCCCAUACCCAUGUGGCACAUCUUGCAUCAUAAACUUAAAGACUUUUACCAUUCAGACUUGGAGUUGACUCAGACUUUGCCUUGCCAGGUAUCUUCGAUCACUUUCUUUCAAAGCCAUCUGAAAUUUCUUAAAAAAAAAGAAAAAAAAAGAAAACCAACUAUUGAGAUUAGUGUUUCCUGCUGCGAAGGAAGAAAUCUAGAAAUGGCAGAAGGCUUCCUGUUCAAUUUUGCUGAACGAAUCUUGGUGGGUCUGGCAUCAUUGGCUCACCAAGAACUUGGUUUGCCCUGGCGUGUCAAAGCAGAAAUCACCAAGCUCAAAGACACUUGUUCCUUGAUCAAAGGUGUGCUUCGUGAUGCUGAGGAGAAACAAAGAAACCACAACCAUGAAGUGACGGUCUGGCUCGGACAGCUCAAAGAUGUGCUUUACGACGUGGAUGACUUGCUCGACGAUUUUUCCACUGAAGCUUUGCGGCGACAGAUACUGAGGCGGAAUGAAAUGGUUAAAAAGGUACGCGUUUUCUUCUCCAAAUCAAACCAGCUUGCAUAUAGUCUCAAGAUGGGUCAUAGAGUUAGUGCCAUUAGAAAGAGGCUAGAUAAAAUUGCAGCUGAUAGAACCAAAUUUCACUUUACCGACAGCCCGGUAGAGUCACUGCUUGAAGUUAAGGAGAGGGAUCAAACUUAUUCCUUUGUGCGUGAAGAAGAAAUAAUUGGAAGAGAUGAUGAUAAAAAGAAAAUUGUAAAACUGUUGCUACAAUCCGAACUCGAAGAAAAUGUUUCAGUUGUUCCCAUAAUAGGGAUUGGAGGAUUAGGAAAGACUACAUUAGCUAAAAUGGUGUUCAACGAUAAAAAUGUUGGAGAACAUUUCCAGCUAAAAUUGUGGGUUUGUGUCUCAGAGAAGUUUGAGCUAAAACUCAUUGUGGAAAAAAUCAUUGAGGCUGCAACUGGAAGCAAACCUGAAAGGGACCUCCAGAUGGAAACACUGCAAAAUAUUCUUCGAGACAACAUUAAUGGAAAGAAGUACUUGCUAGUCCUAGAUGAUGUAUGGAAUGAGGUCCGUGAAAAGUGGCUCAAUUUGAGAAAUUUGCUAUUAGGUGGUGCAAGGGGAAGUUGGAUUGUUAUCACUACUCGUAGUGGGCUGGUUGCAGAAAUCACAAGCACAGUUUUACCACAUGAGCUUGAAGGAUUGUCAAAAAGCCAAUCAUGGUCACUACUGAAGCAAAUGGCAUUUAAAGAACAAAGCCACGAAUCUAAUGGUUCACACUUUGAAGCAAUUGGAAUGGAGAUUGUAGAGAAGUGUAAAGGGGUCCCUCUUGCCUUAAGGGCGAUAGGAAGUGUACUAUUUACAAGAACAGAAGCUGAAUGGGUAAAGGUGAAGAAUAAUAUAGUUAAGUAUAUAACUCAACAAGAAAGUGGUAUUAUGCCAGUUUUAAAGUUGAGUUAUGAUCAUCUUCCACCACAUUUGAGGCAAUGUUUUGCUUAUUGCUCUUUAAUUCUGAAGGACACUGAGUUUUGGGUUGAGGAUUUGAUCAUGUAUUGGAUGGCCCAAGGGUUUAUCCAGCCACUAAGUGGAGACCAAGAUCUAGAAGAUGUUGGGCAUGAGUAUUUCAUGGAUUUGCUUUGGAAAUCUUUUUUUCAGGUUGCAGAAGAAGAUGAUUCGGGAAAUGUGAAGAGAUUCACAAUGCACGAUCUAAUGCAUGAUCUUGCAUGCUCUGUUGCUGGGACUGAGUACUGCAUUGCAAGUCUAGAAGCAGAAAAUGCAGAUGAAAGAACUCGCCAUGUGUUAUUUGAAGAUGAAUUAGAUGCUUCUUGGAAAAUUCUAAGCACUUUGCACAAAGCAAAGAAACUAAGGACAAUAUUUCUUCCGGAUGGCAGCUUGAAUCAAUCCAUUUGCAAUGCACUUAUUUCUAAUUUUAGGUACCUACGCUCUUUGAAUUUGAGUUUCUCAGGUAUUGAGAGGUUACCGCAUUCCAUAGGCAAAUUGAAACAUUUAAGGGGUCUUUAUCUUAUUGGAAAUGAAAAUCUUAAAAAACUGCCUAGUUCUUUGUGUAGGCUACAGAAUUUGCAAACAUUACGUCUUUCUGGUUGCUCGGAUCUUGAAAAUUGCCGAGGAAACAAGAAGAGAGGCAAGGGUGUUGGUGAGUUAAGGGAAUUGAAUGGACUGAACAACCUCAAAGGAAAAAUACGUAUUUCUUCUUUAAAAAAUGCUAUUCCAGAGCCUGGGUCUUCUUACUUGAAAGAAAAAUUGAAUUUGAAACACUUGAAAUUGAGCUGGAGAAAUGAGGAGAAUGAUGAUGAUGAUGAGGAGGAGGAGGAGGAUGAUGCAAGUAAUGAGAAGUCUGAAUUGGUUUUUGAAGGCCUCGAGCCACACCAAAUCUAG
Durio zibethinus is the source of this 2474-nucleotide messenger RNA. The record is from RefSeq and is a predicted model, not a curated record. NCBI's taxonomy places the organism in Eukaryota, Viridiplantae, Streptophyta, Magnoliopsida, Malvales, Malvaceae.